Messenger RNA from Anopheles marshallii, 1179 nucleotides. Its product is annotated as cystinosin homolog. Gene Ontology annotation, biological process: L-cystine transport. The transcript has 3 exons. Gene Ontology annotation, molecular function: L-cystine transmembrane transporter activity. Gene Ontology annotation, cellular component: lysosomal membrane. Bases 1 to 1179 code for a protein of 392 amino acids. NCBI's taxonomy places the organism in Eukaryota, Metazoa, Arthropoda, Insecta, Diptera, Culicidae. The record is from RefSeq and is a predicted model, not a curated record.
AUGAUCAUUACUCCUAUUUCAGUAUCGACAGUAGCUCAGAGCAACAAAACGCAACUGCACGUGCAAUUUGGACCACAGGAUACGACCGUUAUUGUAGGCGAUAGUAAAAAUGUAACGCUACGACUGCACGGACCCCUAUCCGUGCGAGUAACCGUCAACUUCACCCAAACGAAUGUCACUAACGGCAUGGACUAUGUGCAACUGACGCCCGAUACAAUCGAAUUCGAUCCUCCCACAUCGAACUUUAUCGAUCGUUCCGAGCGAGUGACACUGCGCGGAUUGCGGGCAGGAAUCUUCGACCUGCUGGCUCACCUAUCGCCGCCUAGCGAACUCAUCGACCUAAGCCAAGCGUUCGUGCGCGUGACCGUAGCCAAAUCGUGGACCCUAAUCAGCGUGUCGUCCGUGAUCGGAUGGUGGUACUUCCUAGCCUGGACAUGGUCAUUCUGGCCGCAGAUAUGGGAAAAUCGUACCCGUGCCAGCGUAGUGGGUCUUUCGUUCGAUUACCUCGCGCUGAAUUUAUUAGGCCACACAAUGUAUGCAGCGUUCAACUGUGCGUUGUUUUGGAACGGUUCCGUACAGGCGGAGUAUCUGCGGCGUAAUCCAAGAGGGUUAAUACCGGUGCUAGCGAACGAUGUGGCCUUUUCGUUGCAUGCCACAUUCGCCACUGGGCUAAUUAUUGUGCAGUGUUUCUUCUACGAGCGUGGCCAACAGAAAGUGUCCUACAUAGCACGUAUGCUGAUGACUGUCUUUGCGCUGAUUGUACUGAUAUCGGGCGUAUUGGUUGCGACCGGUACGUACCAUUGGUUGGAUUUCUUCUACAACCUCAGCUUCAUCAAGCUCGCCGUAACGUUGGUGAAGUACAUACCGCAGGCCGUACUAAACUAUCGCCGCAAAAGCACCAUUGGCUGGAGCAUUGGUAACGUACUGUUAGACUUUAUCGGAGGAUCCUUUAGCAUGGUGCAAAUGCUAAUCAACGGAUACAAUUAUGACGAUUGGGAUUCCAUCUUCGGGGAUGGUGCCAAGUUUGGGUUAGGGCUCUUCUCCGUUCUGUUUGAUGUGCUGUUCAUCGUGCAGCAUUACAUCCUGUACAGAAACUCCAACUACAUUGAACUACAAGGCGAGAGUUACCCCGGUCCCGGGAGUGUUACUACCGCUCCCAGACAGAGUGUUUCUACUUAA